GAUAGACGGCUCGGCACACUCGCCAAUACACAAUCCGAUUGCUUUCUCUCUCUCUCUCUCUCUCUCACACACACACACUGUGUGUCGUCUAUAAGUUGGGGAAUUUUUUAGCCCUAAAAUUUCUGCUCUCGAUCUCCAUCUCAAACUUACAGGCGCAACUCAAAAUAAAAUAUGAGUACUCUAGAUGUCGCGAGGACAGAACUUGCACUUGCUGUUCUGUAUUUGAACAAAGCGGAAGCCAGGGACAAGAUAUGCAGAGCAAUACAAUACGGGUCAAAGUUUGUGAGUAAUGGGGAGCCUGGCACGGCACAGAACGUUGACAAAUCGACUAGCUUGGCUAGGAAAGUUUUCCGACUUUUCAAGUUCAUCAAUGAUUUGCAUGCUCUUAUCAGCCCGACUGCUCCUGGAACUCCCCUUCCGAUUGUUUUACUUGGGAAGUCAAAAAAUGCAUUAUUGUCGACUUUCUUGUUCCUCGACCAAGUUGUUUGGCUCCAUAGAUCAGGCAUUUACAAGAACAAAGAUCGUGCAGAAAUUCUCGGCAGGAUAUCUCUUUUCUGUUGGAUGGGCUCCUCCGUCUGUACUACUUUAGUCGAGAUAGGAGAGAUCGGGAGGCUUUCCAAAUCAAUAAAGAAGUUGGACAAGGAACUCAAGGGUACCGAUAAAUACAAGAAUGAACUGUACCGUGCUAAAGUUAAAACAUCAAACGAGAGGUCGUUGGCCUUGAUCAAAGCAGCCAUGGAUAUCGUGGUUGCAGCUGGUCUGCUCCAACUCGCUCCGAAAAAGGUUACUCCUCGUGUUACAGGAGCGUUUGGAUUCGUUAGCUCUCUCAUAUCUUGUUAUCAGUUGCUUCCAUCACCACAGAAGUCGAAAACGCCUUGAAGCAGAUGAUGGAUGGCAACUACGUAGGUUUGGAAGGCGUUAUAAUAAUUAUACGCGUAUAUUGCAGUCACAUACGUUGUUCGUGUAUGAUUUUAUUAUUUUGCAGUCAACAAUUACAAUAAUAAUAAUAAUGUAUGUUGUGUCUGUUUUUAUCGUUUUAUUAGUAUUAUUCGUAGCGUGUCUCUGUCACUCCGACUCGAUCCUAAGAUUAGAAAUAUCAAGGAAUGAUCGAAAAUGGUGUUGGUAUU
This is a messenger RNA of Cynara cardunculus var. scolymus (artichoke), 1127 nucleotides long. Its product is annotated as peroxisomal membrane protein 11D-like. Lineage: Eukaryota; Viridiplantae; Streptophyta; Magnoliopsida; Asterales; Asteraceae. Gene Ontology annotation, biological process: peroxisome fission; regulation of peroxisome size. Gene Ontology annotation, cellular component: peroxisomal membrane. The transcript has 8 exons. The coding region runs from base 172 to 879 and encodes 235 amino acids. The record is from RefSeq and is a predicted model, not a curated record.